GGAGGUGGAGCUUCACGCGGCGGUCCGGUUCCUCUCCUCGCUGCUCUCGGGUCUGCGCUCGCCGUGUCAACAACGUCGUCUCACAGGGGAGAGAAAUGAGAGCAAGGCCGCAGUUGAGGAAGUGAGAUGAUAACAUAACGGCGCAUCGGUUGCAAGGUUUCCUUCUUUUCUUUUUUUAGUCGUCUCCACCUCUUCGUUGAUCGGACUGCAAUGCCGCCGCAGCGAGUAUUCGCCCUGCCGAGGCAGCAAUCUCUGCUCCUGCCCGCGGUCAUCAACCCGUUCGUGCAGGACACGAAACUAACCAAAGCCGCUGUCAUCAAAUGUGUCCUGCUGGGAAUCUUCCUGGUCCCCGUCCGCGCCGUCCUCUUGUCCCUGGUCCUGUUGGUGACAUGGCCAGUGUCUGUCCUGAUAACCUUCAAGCAUCCUCUGAAAGGAGCAGUGGAGCCAAUGACAGGCUGGAGACGGUUUAUGUGUCGAAGUGUGAUGGCUGCCUUGGGGAGGGCUUACUUCUUCUGCAUGGGCUUCAGAGUGGUGGUGAAGGGCAAGCAGGUCGGCAGCAGCGAGGCUCCCAUCCUGGCCGUGGCCCCGCACUCCACGUUCUUUGACGGGAUCGUUUGCAUCGUGGCCGGCCUGCCCUCCACUGUGUCCCGCGUCGAGAACCUGGCUACGCCCAUCUUUGGCAGGUUUGUGCGUUGUCUCCAGCCGGUGCUUGUGUCUAGAAAGGACCCAGACUCCAGAAGGAACACAAUCCAAGAGAUUGACAGCAGAGCCAAGUCAGGAGGCCGCUGGCCACAGGUGCUGAUAUUUCCGGAGGGAACGUGUACAAAUCGCUCGUGUCUCAUCACUUUCAAACAGGGUGCAUUUAUCCCAGGGGUCCCUGUGCAGCCUGUGAUUAUGAGAUAUCCUAACACACUGGAUACAGUGACCUGGACUUGGCAAGGUUUCCACUCGAAGACGUUGCUGCUUCUAACGCUGUGCCAGCUCUACACCACAGUAGAGAUCGAGUUCCUGCCGCCCCACAUCCCCACGGAGGAGGAGAAGAAAAGCCCGGCGCUGUUUGCCAGCAGAGUGCGAGAAACCAUGGCCCAUGCCUUGGGGGUUCCGGUGACUGACCACACAUACGAAGACUGUCGCCUGAUGAUCUCAGCUGGCGAGCUAACACUUCCCAUGGAGGCUGGCCUGGUGGAGUUCACCAAGAUUAGUCGCAAACUCAAUCUGAAGUGGGACAACGUGAGGAAGGAGCUGGAGGGUUUUGCAACUAUGGCCAGCUCCUGUAAGGGAGGACGCAUCGGCAUUGAGGAGUUUGCCAAGUUCCUGAAGCUCCCUCGCAACCCAGCCCUGGAGGAGCUGUUUGCACUGUUUGACAGGAACGGCGACGGCACCAUCGACUUCAGAGAGUACGUUAUCGGCGUGACCAUCUUGUGCCGGCCAGCAAAUACAGAAGAUGUUCUACGGAUGGCUUUUCAGCUGUUCGACACAGACGAGGAUGAGAAAAUCACCCGAGAGGAGUUCACGGCUCUGCUGCGCUCUGCUCUGGGUGUGUCGGAUAUAAACAUGGUCAAGCUCUUCAAGGAGAUUGAUGCUGAUGGCUCGGGUUUCAUCACCUUCAACGAAUUUCAGUCCUUUGCUACGACCCAUCCAGAGUAUGCCAAGCUCUUCACGACCUACCUGGAGCUGCAGAGAUACCAAGCGAUCCAGGAGGCGUGUCCUGGUGAUUUGGAACUGACUGGUCAGGCCUGCUCACAGGGAAAGCAGGAAGACGGCGCUUCUGACAAAAAAGACGACUGAGACCUGGGAUAACAGUGACCUUUUCUUGACUGCGGAGAAAAGAAAGAAAUGCAAAUCUGUCACCCGUCAUCUCGUUGCAAUAUAAUUAGCAGAUCCAAGUCAUUGCCACGCCAGAGCCAUACCAUUUUUAUACAUGGUUUUAGAGUGCUUCUAUUUUCAAUUUUAGUGCCUUAGAGAGAUUUAAAAAAAAAAAAAAAAGAAAAGAAAAAAAAACUUCCCCAAGUCAUCGCACAAGGAAAUUGUUUUGUGACUUUUUACAUUUGUAAAGUUUUGUGUGUGCUUUUUGGUAACGUGUCAACAUCUCAAGAAAAAUCUAUUGAAUAUUGAAUAUGAAAAAAGAAAAUAUGUACUGUAUAUGUUUAAAAAAAACAUGCCAUCAGUGUUUUAGCAAUGUUUUAAUCGUCUGAACUGCAAAACAUUUAGAGUUUUAGUCUUAGAGAAAAUGUUGGGGGCCCUGGUCAAGGAAAAUAUGAGUUUUUUCAUGGUGGGGUCAGGGGGCGGGGCAAAACAACUUUUUCAAAUUUUCCUUCAGAUUUCCUCAGUGUGUUCGACGGCUUACCCUUUCUGGCGCUGAUAUUAACACAGCCUUGUGUACCUUAUCCCUUGUCUUGUUUUUGUUUUGUUUAGUUUUUUUUUAAAUGAGUGGAAAAAUUGCCAAACCGACACAUUUUACAGCAGAGUCCUCGUGCUUCUGUGUUACUGUUUAAUUAGUGUACAAAAAAAUUUUAUGAAGAUAUUUCCAGUCUGGCAACUCAGAGAUAUUCCAUAUUAAAGCUACAAUGAGCACAGACGCUGUGCAUUACACUUUUUUUUUUUUUUUCCAGCGCUCAGGGACACAGACCUUGUAAGAAGGCUGUAUAAUUAGCCAGAGGUUUGCUUUGCAUGUGUACCUAUUUGCAUUUCUACUGAAGAUUGUUGUUGCUGAGACAGCAGCGUGUCUGUGCAGCUUUACGUUUACUAAAGCAAAUGAACCACUGAAAAUAGGGCAAUUUGUGAGCAAAAAGGCAACAGUGCUUCUUCACAACAGCAUAUUCCGGCGGGGUAUGCUUUCAGAUUAGCUAGAGGCAUUGUUAUUUAUUUAGUACAGUGUAUUGCAAUUAUGUGAUGUUUUCUCUUCUUCUUCUUCCUUUUUUGUUAACACUGCAAAGUUUGCUUUUUAAAAUAAAACACGGAAACAAAA
Mugil cephalus (flathead mullet) is the source of this 2968-nucleotide messenger RNA. RefSeq names its product lysophosphatidylcholine acyltransferase 2 (gene lpcat2). Gene Ontology annotation, cellular component: endoplasmic reticulum. NCBI's taxonomy places the organism in Eukaryota, Metazoa, Chordata, Actinopteri, Mugiliformes, Mugilidae. The record is from RefSeq and is a predicted model, not a curated record. The transcript has 14 exons. Bases 211 to 1788 code for a protein of 525 amino acids. Gene Ontology annotation, molecular function: calcium ion binding; 1-acylglycerophosphocholine O-acyltransferase activity.